CUAGUCAGAAAUAUCCGCAAAAAAGUUGAUUUGCUGACAUUAAUAGUGAAUUUAGAGUUUUAAAGAUUGAAAAUAUUUGACAUUUCUGUUGUAUUUGGUGUCAGAGAUCAUGAACGCAGCGUCAUGUGCCGCUACGAUCACGUGACGUUUUGUUGACGGCAGGAGAUGAAGAAAGAUGGCGGCCCGCUGGAGCAGUGAGAAUGUGGUGGUUGAGUUUCGGGAUGCCCAGGCCACCGCCAUGUCAGUGGACUGCCUGGGCUCACACGCCGUGCUGUCAGGGCGGCGUUUCCUCUACAUGGUGAAUCUGGAGGCUCCGUCUGAACCGCCGAGGAAAAUUGGCCGACAGAGUAAAUGGGACGUGGGGACGGUCCAGUGGAAUCCUCACAGAUCAGAGUCCCACGUCUUUGCUGCGUCUAGUAACCAGCGUGUCGAUCUGUACUCAUGGAGGGAUGGCUGUGGAGAAGUGCACACCUCCCUGCAGGGACACACCCGGGUCAUUAGUGAUCUGGACUGGUCCUGGUUUGAGCCUGAGUUCCUGGUCACCAGUUCAGUGGACACCUACAUCUACAUCUGGGACACCAGAGACACUCGGAAACCUACGGUGGCGCUGUCUGCUGUCGCCGGGGCGUCUCAGGUGAAGUGGAACAGGAAGAACCAGUACCUGCUGGCGUCCAGUCACGACGGAGACAUACGGAUCUGGGAUAAAAGAAAGCCAAACACGGCGGUGGAGUACGUGGCGGCUCACCUGUCGAAGAUCCAUGGCCUCGACUGGCAUCCGGACAACGAGUUCAUCCUCGCCACGUCGAGCCAGGACAACUCCGUGAGGUUUUGGGAUUACCGACAGCCCAGGAAGUACCUGAACAUCCUGUCCUGUCAGGUACCGGUGUGGAAGGCCAGAUACACACCUUUCUCUAACGGCCUGGUCACAGUGAUGGUUCCUCAGCUGAGGAGAGAGAACAGUCUGUUACUGUGGAGCACGCUAGACCUCAACAGUCCCGUCCACGCCUUCGUGGGACACGACGAUGUGGUGCUGGAGUUCCAGUGGAGGCCGCAGAAAGAAGGCUCGAAGGAUUUCCAGCUGGUCACGUGGUCCAGAGACCAGACUCUGAGGAUAUGGAGGGUGGAUCCUCAGCUGCAGAAGCUGUGUGUCAGUGACGUGGAGGACCUGAUGGAGGGGAUGUCUCUCACCGUGGAGUCGGAGAAGUCCCUGUCGUCUCAGGCGGGUCUGGACAGUCAUCACAGUGUCGGUCCUGCAGCUGAAAACCUGCAGGAUCAGGACUCUGGAGGUCGUCAGGACUCGGCGGGUUCAGGUCUCCCUCAGACUCUGCAGCAGGAGUUCUCUCUGGUCAACCUGCAGAUCAGAAACGUCAACGUUGAGAUGGAUGCGGUGAACCGCAGCUGCGUGGUGUCGGCUCACUUUGGCAGUCAUCACGUUCACCUGGUGAUGAAGUUUCCCGCUCAGUAUCCUAACAACGCCGUGCCCACCUUCCAGUUUGUUUCCCCGACAACCAUCCCCUCUGCUAUGAGGACCAAGAUCCAGAAGAUUCUGACCGACACGUCGCUUCAGAAGGUGAAGAGGAACCAGAACUGUCUGGAGCCGUGUGUCCGCCAGCUGGUGUCCUGUCUGGAGUCAGACAUGACGCAGGAGGACGGUCCGGCCUCUGGUCCCUUCAUUCUGUCCAACCCCGUCGCUCCGGCCCUGCAGGCGUUUCCUCGAGUCACCAACACAUACGGCUCCUAUCAGGACGCUAACAUCCCGUUCCCUCGGACGUCCGGCGCUCGUUUCUGCGGCACCGGCUGUCUGGUUUACUUCACCCGGCCAAUCACCAUGCACCGCUCUGCCCCGCCAACUGAGCCCACACCCAGGUCCCUGUCAGCUCUGUCGGCCUAUCACAGCGGAGUGUUGACUCCGAUGAAGAUGCGUUCAGAGUCUCAGAGCACUCUGCGUCUGUACAGCGGCAGCCCGACACGCUCCGAAAAAGACACCGUGUCCAUUUCCUCCUUCUACUAUAAAGAACGGAAAUCACGCCGGUUUAAGACGAAGCGAGAGGGGACGGACUACGGCAACCGUCCCAUCAAACUGGCCGGGAAGGUCAUCAUCCAGGAGAUCUCCUGCCUGCUGCCCGUCCACAAAGCUCUGGGCGAGAGCUACAUUCUGAACAUGAACGACGUCCAGGAAACGUGUCAGAAGAACGCAGCAGCAGCGCUCACGGUCGGACGCAGAGACGUAGCAAAGGUGUGGGCCCUGGCGUCAGCAGCGACCAGUCAGGACCUGAGUCCAGACUCAGACCCGGACACAGAGACGCCCUGGGCCAGACACCCGUUUGGACGCCGCCUGCUGGAGACUCUCUUGGAUCACUACAGUCACAUGAGUGACGUUCAGACUCUGGCCAUGCUGUGCAGUGUGUUCAGAGCUCAGGCUCCAGCUCCAGACUGUUGCUCGCUGUAUGGACACCAUCCAUCCCGCUCCUCCAUGUUCCCUCCACACCACUCCAGAUACCCCAGCUUCACCUCCAGCUCCGUCACCUCGGGCUCAUGCUCCAGCACCUCUGACUCCAUCACUACAACCACCUGGAACACAGGUCGAGAGUCUGAGCACGCCAACCCCUGGGGUGAAUCCUCUCCUGACGACUAUCGCUAUGGCAACCAGGGUUACACAGAUCCACGGGAAAGAGAGCGAGAGCAGCACGACAUGAACAAGAGACUGCUGGAUCCCACCAACAUGCUGCAGUUUGACGACUUCAAGAAGUGUUACGGUGAAAUCUUGUACCGCUGGGGUCUGAGGGAGAAAAGAGCGGAGGUGCUGAAGUUCGCCUCGUGUCCUCCUGAGCCUCACAAAGGCAUCGAGUUCGGCGUGUACUGCUGUCACUGUCGCAGUCAGGCUCGUGGGACUCAGUGUGCCGUCUGUAAGCGUCUCACCUUCCAGUGCGCCAUCUGUCACGUGGCUGUGCGCGGCUCCUCCAACUUCUGCCUGAGCUGCGGCCACGGAGGACACACCAGUCACAUGAUGGACUGGUUCCGCCAGCAGGACGAGUGUCCGGCCGGCUGCGGCUGCCACUGUCUGCUGCAGAGCACCUAUUGAUGCGACGCAGACUGCUGAGAGAGGAGGGUCUGAUCAGUCAGAUCUGAGGACGAUGAGCUCCGACUGAUCUGAGAUUCAAAGAUUCAACACAGAACUGUGAACAUGCUCUGUUUCUCCUUCAGUGUCUGAGUUUUUUAUGUCAGAGGAUCGAGCCGGUGGAUUCCUCCUGGUCUGUCGUUGAGACACCAAACAGCUCGCCAUCACGCCAUCAGCAAUGUUUCCAGGCUGCAGGAAUGAAACUCAAUCACAGCAUCAGGAUGUAGUCCUGGAAGAGUCUGUCCUGUGCUACGUUCAUCAGUCUGCUGUUUCCAUUCCCCUCAGAAUGUGCAUGAAACGCUGCGGUACAGUUAAAUCCUGUUGAAGCUUUAAUGGGUUUUAUGGUGUGCUGCUAACAGCCGCAGGCGCAGCAACACGUCUGAAGCUGCAGUCCUGUCCUGCGGCGCUGCAAUAAAAACACACACAGAGCACCAGAAAUUAUACAAAAAUACACACAUUCACUGAAACGUAGGAAGUUACUGUUAAAUACAUGCUGUGAAACUCUGCAACAGAUCUGAACCUCUGAUUCACAGAGAUUCAACGACGCCGUCAUGUGAUGGAGGUUUUAAAGUGAAACAGCUUUACGAUGUCAUCAGUCCGUCCAGCACUUUGCUCCAGUGUACAAACCACUGUUCAGAUUGAUGGACACUCAUGGUCCCCUGAGCAUAAACCCCCCUGUCUGUGGUUAGUUCACUGUUCGUAGUAACAGUGGGACAUUCGAGUGUCUUUGGUUAGUUCACUGUCUAUCAUAACAGUGGGACAUUCGAGUGUCUGUGGUUAGUUCACUGUCUAUCAUAACAGUGGGACAGCUCAUGGCUGCCUGCAGCCACAGUUGGUGUUUGUGCCCCAUAACAAAACGUUUCAGAGGGUUAUUGAUGGAUGUGACGCACUGACGAGACAUUAAUGUAGCUUCCUUCCUGACCGUCUCUUCAUGUUCACAGUGGCCUUAAAUGACUCACUGCUGGAUUCAGACGUGAUCACAGGACUGAUCUUAAAUGUGAAGCAGAGAGAAUGUUUGUGAGUUUUCUUUAUGAGGAAGAUGAAGAAUGUUUAAAUGUAGUUUAGGUGAAAUAAAAGUAUGUUUGAAUUCAGUCAAAGUGUGAUUUAUACAAAAAUUUAAGAGGACAUUAAAUCUGAAACCAAAUCCUGGCAAGGUUUUUAUGAACUCUAGGUUUAAAUGAGCUCGUCCCUUCCUUUAGCGCCAUCCUCAGGACAUAACGUAGGCGAGCAGCUGCGAUACAAGCAGCUUUGUUUGUACUGUACGCACUCUGUGACAUCACAGUUUGUGGACUGCUGUUUUGAAGCGUCCAGUGUGGCAUUUUGGCCGUCGCCAUCUUGGCUUUUUGGAGCCAGAAGUGAGCAUAUUUGGACAAGAGGGCGGAGCUGCCAUGGUACACAUUGCUGUGGUUCUGUCCUGAUUGGAUCUGACUGAGAACCCUAUUCUGUGAGCGAGUGCCACGAUUAUGUGAGUUCAGAGUUAAAAGGGAUGAAAUGUUGGAUGUAAGCAACUGCAUGAAAGCUUUAUAGAUGAAUAAAAACCAGUGCUGGUCUCGCCUACAGCCAGAGGAGGCCAGCAGACUUUAUUGUAAAAGGUACAAUGAUGAGAGCUUUAGGGAAGUCUAUAAACAGGGCAGACAUUUUUCUAUCCAGGGAAAGUGCAAUGUCGUUUGAGAUGUUGCAGAAAUGGUACUCUGCUUAGGUCUGAAUCCAGAUUGAUAGGAAGUGAGUAAAGAAAAUGAGGAGAGAUAUGAUUUAAGUUGAUCAUUCACCAAGGUUUCCAAGAUCUUAGCCAGACAACACAAUUUGGAGACUGGGCGAUAAUUAUUAACAUCAGCUUUGUCACCACCUUUAUGCAAAGGAAGGACACGACAUACACUGGAAUAAUCCCCACUGCCUGUAUAGACAGACGGAUAUUUAAGAUAUGAGUCAGCAGUUUCAUAAAACAAGCAACCAAAUGAUCAGCACCAGCUGAUUUCCUUGUGUUGACUGUAUAUCCUGCUUUAUGGUCUAUUUUAUUCUAAAUGUGAUCAUAACUAUACGAAUUACUAAUUAUAUUAAUAAGCAAUACUAAAUGAACAUCAUGCUGCACUGACAAAGACUUGAAACUAGCAGUUAAGUCCAUUAACUCUUUAGAAACGAUUUACUGAGCUAAUAAAUCAAGUGAGAAGCCGGGGUGGCCUUGCCCCCUGCUGGCCAUUAGAAAGAAUGCAGGUUUAAGGCACUUCCACAUUAGCUU
Molecule: messenger RNA, 5354 nt
Organism: Chelmon rostratus (copperband butterflyfish)
Lineage: Eukaryota; Metazoa; Chordata; Actinopteri; Chaetodontiformes; Chaetodontidae
Gene: wdr59
Product: WD repeat domain 59
Exons: 27
Coding region: 176-3082 (968 amino acids)
Molecular function (GO): protein binding
Source: RefSeq, a predicted model, not a curated record